AUGCGACUUAAAGCACUUCCCAGCCUGUUGACAGGCUUCAUCCUACUCACCUCCACAAUCGCGGCCACAAAUCCCAAGUUCUCAGCCGAGCAGAUGAGACAGUCGCUCUCCGGCGAUGGCAUCGACCUCGCCGCCGCCGGGGCGCCCGUAUGGUUCUUCGGCGAACCCCAAGGACAUUUUCCAUGCUACCCGACUUUCCCCGUUAACGACGAAGGGCAACAAACACCCGCAGGAGAACUUUGCGAUUUCCCCGACACCGAUUGUAACUGCCGCGAGCCUUGGAUUUCUGACGGAAAGUUUGACCCUUCUUUUCCGGUAUACUUUUCCUUCAGGGAGUGUGAUAGCGAAGAAGUUCAAGUGGCGUAUAACCUCUUUUAUGAGAAGGAUGGGUUCUCCCCAGAGGGGAUCUUUGGACAUGCGUACGACUGGGAAUAUGUCAUUGUAAUUUGGAAGAAGACAGCAUAUGGAGAGAAUGGAGAUUCAUCGUGGAGCCCGACCCAUCUGCUACUGUCAGCGCAUGGCAAGCUGGCCUCUCACAACUGGAUGGACUGUGAUAUGGAUGAAGAAACCGGAAAGCCAAAGGUUUACACAUCGUGGGCUAAGCAUGCCCAUUAUGCUGAGCCGAUGACAAACAAGACAACGCUGUUACGGGAGAUGACUGAGGAUGCAUAUCGUGGAGAGGAUUGGUGGUAUUAUCCCAGGGAAGACGACCUUAUCAAAGCUGAUCGCAGCACGGAUAUGGGGAAGCUGAUCGAGAGCUUCGACUGGGGGCAGGCGGUAGGAAACCCGGCGGUGGUGCAUGAUCGACUUUGCACGGAUGCGACCGCGGAGCAAUAA
Molecule: messenger RNA, 837 nt
Organism: Sordaria macrospora k-hell
Lineage: Eukaryota; Fungi; Ascomycota; Sordariomycetes; Sordariales; Sordariaceae
Source: RefSeq, a predicted model, not a curated record